Messenger RNA from Eutrema salsugineum, 642 nucleotides. RefSeq lists its product as uncharacterized. Lineage: Eukaryota; Viridiplantae; Streptophyta; Magnoliopsida; Brassicales; Brassicaceae. The coding region runs from base 1 to 642 and encodes 213 amino acids. The transcript has 3 exons. The record is from RefSeq and is a predicted model, not a curated record. Gene Ontology annotation, molecular function: zinc ion binding.
AUGACAACCAAUGUCGCCGAGUCGCUGAACAAGGUUCUGAAAGAAUGUAGGGAAUUUCCCCUAAUUUCCAUGCUUGAAGCGAUACGGAUGAGCCUCAUGGGCUGGUUUGUAAAGAGAAGGGCUAAACACGCUGCUGAGAUCAAUCCCCUAACAAGUAAAGUGCGAGACAUCAUGGACGAAAUCUUUUUAGAAUGCACCAAAAUGAAGGUGAUUGUGGUAAACCAGAAUGAGUUUGAAGUUUACGACUCCAGUGGAGUUAGGUUUGAAGUGAAUCUGCAAUCCAAAAUAUGCAGCUGCAGAGAGUUCCAAAUGCUACUUAUACCUUGUUGCCACACAAUGGCUGCCAGCUCGUACGGUCAGAUUGAUAACAAUACCCUUGUCGGAGAAGUAUACACAACAGGUUUUAUGAGAUCGCUGUAUGAGGGGGUUUUCCAUCCAGUACCAACACCUGUAAGUACUGGUGAGUCUGAACUGCUUCCUCCAAUAAUGAGCCGACCACCUGGACGCCCAAGAAAAACCAGGAUCCCAUCUCGUGGCGAAUUCAAGAGACGUUCGAAAAAGAAAGCGGUCAGACUUUGCACAAGGUGUCUAGGUCGUGGUCACAACAGGGCAUCCUGCAAACUUCCGGUGAAGGAUAAAUGA